Messenger RNA from Oncorhynchus keta (chum salmon), 5077 nucleotides. Its product is annotated as homeodomain-interacting protein kinase 1-like. The record is from RefSeq and is a predicted model, not a curated record. Gene Ontology annotation, biological process: peptidyl-threonine phosphorylation; smoothened signaling pathway; intrinsic apoptotic signaling pathway in response to DNA damage by p53 class mediator. The transcript has 18 exons. Lineage: Eukaryota; Metazoa; Chordata; Actinopteri; Salmoniformes; Salmonidae. Gene Ontology annotation, cellular component: PML body; nucleus; cytoplasm. The coding region runs from base 564 to 4049 and encodes 1161 amino acids. Gene Ontology annotation, molecular function: ATP binding; protein serine/threonine kinase activity; protein tyrosine kinase activity.
UGUAUAGAACGCGGCAAUAAUCCAUACUUUCAACCACACUGACGGUCUGAAACUGUAGAACCGACAUGUAAAUUACUUUACGCUCAUAAAAAGGAUGGAAACAUGAUUACUGCGCAACAUCAGAGCUUGUGUGCAGUGUGUCACAAAGCCGAGACCUCGUGAUUUGGCAAAGAGUUAGAGAAAGGGUUUCUUUGAUUUGGACUCUAAGGAAUGUGGGCUUUUAUUUUGAAGAUUUCCUCAUUACUAUACAAAGUGGCGUCAUAAUUUGUGCUGCUGGCAUAGUAAUACUAGUGAUGGAUCAUGGUCUCCUAGUGUUUUUGGAAUUAGUUUGUCAUUUUCUAGCUAGCUAGGUAUCUCCAAAUUAUAUGAUGUCGUGUGAUCUCUCCGUAGCUAAUGCUACUAUGAUGUUCCGGUUGAUGGUGUGAAUGAUGUCGCGUCAGAGGAGAGAUCUCUAGAGGAAUCUCGCUGUAGCUGCAGCUAGCUAACACUUCAUUGACCAAGAACAAUGUGGCCUGCUGUUUCGGGAAAACGAUCGGAACUGCUGGACUAAACCAAACACAGACAUGGCUUCUGAGCUCCAGGUGUUCUCCUCACCCUCAAUCUCCUCCAGCGCCUACACUCGCUCCAAGAAACUGAAGGUAGAGAACAGUGUGUGGGAUGUGAGCAGCCAAGUGGGAGACAACAACAACAGUUACUACCAGCAGCAGGGCCCCAGCCAGGGCAAUGGAAACACAUCCUCCCCCUCUGUAUCAAGUUUCAACCCAGCAUACAACUCCUCCAACUCCAACCAGGGGUACCCAUCAACGGGGGCAGGCUCCCGGGAGCAGACGGUCGUACGGGCGGCAGACAGCACCGGCAGCGUCCGAGGACCACCUUCCUCUUCAUCUUCCUCCUCUUACGCCAGUUGCCUUGUCAAAGAUGCCGCAUCAUCAUCCUCCCAGCCAGGCGACCUAUACCAACAUCAGUAUGGUAACAGCCUGAAGAGGAAGAGUGAGGAGGUGGACAGCAGUGACAGUGUUCAGAUCCUGGAGGAGCUCUCGGCCCCUGUGCUCUCCAACCGCACAGCUGCUGGCGGGGGGACCACCACAGCCCAGUCCAUAGCACAUUCCACCUCCACCACUAAGAGUAGUAACUCCCACAGUGAGGGGGACUACCAGCUAGUGCAGCAUGAGAUCCUGUGCUCUGUGUCCAACAGUUAUGAGGUGCUGGAGUUCCUAGGGAGAGGUACAUUUGGUCAGGUGGCUAAAUGCUGGAAGCGUGGCACUAAUGAGAUUGUGGCCAUCAAGAUCUUGAAGAAUCAUCCCUCAUAUGUCCGGCAAGGUCAAAUUGAGGUGAGUAUCCUGAGCAGACUGAGCACAGAGAAUGCUGACGAGUUCAACUUUGUGCGUUCCUACGAGUGUUUCCAACACAAGAACCACACCUGCCUGGUGUUUGAGAUGCUGGAGCAGAACCUCUAUGACUUCCUGAAGCACAGCAAGUUCAGCCCGCUGCUACUCAAGUCCAUCCGGCCUGUGCUGCAGCAGGUGGCCACGGCCCUGAUGAAGCUGAAGAGCCUAGGUCUGAUCCAUGCUGACCUGAAGCCAGAGAACAUCAUGCUUGUAGAUCCUCUCAGACAGCCCUACAGGGUCAAGGUCAUCGACUUUGGCUCUGCCAGCCAUGUCUCCAAGGCCGUGUGUUCCACCUACCUGCAGUCCCGCUACUACCGGGCGCCAGAGAUCAUCCUGGGUCUUCCCUUCUGUGAAGCGAUCGACAUGUGGUCUCUGGGCUGUGUCAUUGCUGAACUGUUCUUGGGUUGGCCUCUCUAUCCCGGUGCCUCAGAGUAUGGUCAGGUCAGCAGCAAUUAUUCUACUAUCCGGUACAUUUCCCAGACCCAGGGCCUGCCUGCUGAGUAUCUCCUGAGUGCAGGCACUAAGACCAGCCGCUUUUUCAACAGAGGCCCUGACUCCAGUUACCCCCUCUGGAGGCUCAAGACACCUUCAGAGCAUGAGGCAGAGCUGGGGAUAAAGUCAAAGGAGGCGAGGAAAUACAUUUUCAACUGUUUGGAUGACAUGAUGCAGGUGAGGGUGAACAUGACUAGUCUGGUGGGAACUGACGUCCUGGCAGAGAAGGCUGACCGGAGAGAGUUUAUUGAUCUGCUAAAGAAAAUGCUGACGCUGGACGCAGACAAACGCAUCACCCCCAUGAAGACCCUCAACCACCCCUUCGUCACCAUGACACACCUGCUGCACUUUCCUCACAGCUCACAUGUGAAGUCAUGCUUCCAGAACAUGGACAUAUGCAAGCGCAGGGUCAGUGCUUUCGAGAGUGGAAAGAAUCUGUUUUCUAGCAACAACAAUCCCAGUGCAGCUACAAACCUCACUGUUACAUUUAGCAGCCAGCUCAACCAGCACAACCAGAUGGCGUCCACCGGUGGCCAGUCACUGUCAGUGAGCAGCAACGUCCCUCUGCUGAACUACCAGCCGGGCCUGUAUCAGCAGGCUACUAUCAACAUCCCCGGUCUCCCCCAGCAGAGUGUCCCUCUGCAGACCAGACCCACCCAGCUAUGUGGCCAGGCUGAGCCUUUCCAGCAGACUCUCAUCGUCUGCCCCCCCACCAUCCAGGGCCUCCAGACGUCCGGCAAACACUCUGGUUUCCCAGUGAGGAUGGACAACGCUGUUCCCAUGGGGCCCCAGAACCAGUCCACUCAGCCUCUACAUCUCCAGCCUGGAAUGCUCACACAGGCCUCCUGCACUCCUUUGAUGGUAGCCACUCUGCACACCCCUGUGGCAGGAAUGGCCCCUCUGUAUUCGCUGCCCCUGGGCUGUGGGGCUGGAAGGCCCGGCCUGCUGGAUCAGAGCUCCACCAUGCUGCAGGGCUGGCCAGCAGGGACCCAGCAGAUCCUUAUCCCCUCCACGUGGCAGCAGAUGCCAGGCAUGGCCCUUCACAACCCCAGCCAGAGCCAGACACUGGUUCCUGACCCUCCCAUGGGAGCCCCUCUCUCUGGUGGAGACUGCUCAGGACAACAAGCAUCGCACCGGAGGGGUCGUCAUGGCAGUCAGUACGAUGGCAUCAUGCAGCAGGACCUUGCACUGGGGCGUCAAGCACCCACGGCCCCCUCCCAAGCAAGACCCCAGCAGGGGAAAGGGUGUAAGGCUCGACAUGCCGACAGUAGGACCAGGCCUGUGUUGUCGCUGGAGCAAGCUGCCUCUGUGGUCGACAACAUCCCUGCCUUCAAUGGUGAUCCAAUCGUCAUCUCCGAUACUCCCAGCCCUGCUGCCAGCAUUAUCUCCAUCCACAGCGACACAGAGGACGAAGAUGACAGGAAGUUCCCUGCUGCCGGCUCUGGUGUUAACCAGCGAGCCAAUGUGAUCAGCUGUGUGACGGUGCACGACUCGCAUGACUCUGACUCGUCAAUCAGCAGUCCCCUGAGCCCCAAGCGCCUUGCCACCAACUCCUCCUCGUCCCAGUCCUCCUCCAAGUCCCUUGCCAUCAUCCUGCCCUCAGUGAAGACUCAGUCUGGGGAGAGCGGGACCCACAUAUCAGAUCCACACGUUAAUGUCUCUGGUAAGUCCAAGAAGGUGACAGCUCAGCAGUCCAGCAGGGCAGGAGGGGCCUCCAGCUCUGAUCGCCAUCAGAGGGCCACAACUAGCAGAUCUCAACCCCUCAACCUGAGUCAGGUACAGCAGUCUGUGCUGUCAUCAUCACAAGACAGAACAGGAGGCAACAGCAGCUCCUUGCGCCGUCAGCCCACCUACCCUCCUCCAGUCUCCUCCCACUCCUACCGUUUGCAAGAGGCUUCCUCCAUCUUCACCUCUACCCCUAACCUGUACGCCUACCCUGCCUCUGCUGCCCUGGCCUCUGUCUCUCAGGCCAUGGACCAGCUCCACGCCGGGGGCUCUUCUAGACACGCCCGGCCCAGCGGGCCCUACUCCUCCCUGGGGCUCCUUCAUGCCCAGGGACAGUACCACCAGCAGCAGCAGCUGGCGGCCCAGCCUUACCCCGUCCCACGGUCCAGCGCAGCGGCCUACCAGCUCAGCCAGAGGAAGCUCAGUCAGUACCCCUACCUGUGAGGAAUAGAGGCUAGAAUAUCCUAGAUUCUAUUUCUGUGGAAAAAAACAGCGAUCUAGCCCAGCGGAAGACCAAAUGGAGACCAAGACUAUAAAGGCGCAGCACUGCACAAGUUUAGCACAGGCACUAUGAUACUUAAAUACCACUGAUAUUUUUAAAUGUGCAAUUUAGUAAGGCCUCGUUUAGAAUUAUUUUAACAGCUUUGUUCGCAAUGUCCUGAUUUCAAGUGGUAAAUAUUUUUAAUUCCCUGUUACUUAAAUGAAAUUCGCUUAUGUGCAAAAAAGUCCUUUAAACAUUUGUCUUAUGUAAAGCCAGUAUUUUGCUAUCUUUGUUUUUAGAAUAUUACGCUUGUAAAAGCACUAACCCGUGUGUCCUUUGUCGUUAUCAUGACAUUUUAUUUCCAUGUACUGCAGCUAAUCAAAUUGUACUAGAAUUAUAAGACUGACCUUUUAUUUAUUUAUUUGUUUUUAUCAUUAUUUUGAAUGUCUACGUAUUGCAAAUAACGCUGAACAGAGUUUCUCUGUUUCAUAAGUGUGUUUUCCGUGUCUGUUGUAAAAGAAUACAGAUAAAAUAAUGAGUUUGUCGACUAAAUGUCGCCUUACCUGAAACACUUCCCUACACAUGUACACUCCUCUACCUAUUUGUUUGACCAAUGAAGAUAACACUUUUGCUCCGGCUCUGCACUCAAGCAUUUGAGAUCAAAUGUUGUAUACGAGCCGACUGCAGAACAUCACCAGGGUAUUUUCAUGUGUAACUCUUUAGAUAUGAACGCACUUUAUAUAUCUAGUCGUGUGUUCCCCCCCCCCCCAUUUGAAGAUGUCAUAAGUGUAUUAAUGGGCGGCAGGUAGUCUAGUGGUUAGUGUUGGGCCAGUAACCAAAAGGUUGCUAGAUCAAAUCCCCGAGCUGACAAGGUUAAAUCUGUCGUUCUGCCCCUGAACAAGGCAGUUAACCCACUUUUCCUAGGCCGUCAAUUGUAAAUACAAAUUUGUUCUUAACUGACUUGCCUAGUUAAAUAAAAGUUCAAAUUACA